Molecule: messenger RNA, 1908 nt
Organism: Elaeis guineensis (African oil palm)
Lineage: Eukaryota; Viridiplantae; Streptophyta; Magnoliopsida; Arecales; Arecaceae
Molecular function (GO): protein binding
Source: RefSeq, a predicted model, not a curated record
CUACUCCAUCCCCAGCAACCCGACUGUGGGGCUUUACCAAAGAACCUCAGUUUGUCAUCGAUUCGCUCCCGUUCGCAGCGUCACCCCGCGCUAAAACCCUCUUUACAGCAAUAUAAUAGAAAGGAAAGGGAUCCCUCUCCUGGAUGCCCUUUCUUCUGCCCAUAGAAGAAAGAGGAAAGCGCCAUGAAAAGAUCCCUCCUCCUCCUCCUCCUCCUCUUCCUCUCUCUCUCCACCACCCUUCUCCCAUUCACAGCUCAAGCUUCUCCCACAGUGGGAGCUAUUGUCAGACACUUGUCUUCCGUUCUUAGAUGGACGAGGGCUUCUCCCAAAACCCCCCAAAGCGCUGAUGGGGAUUUUCUGGCCUUUGAGAGCGGGUACUUCGUGGAGACCGUCGCGGACGGGGACAAACUUGGGGUGGUGCCGCACACCAUUCGGGUCUCUCCGGAAGGGGAGCUCUUCGCUGUGGACUCCAUCAAUAAUAACAUCGUCCGGAUCACCCCGCCGCUGUCCCAAUACAGCAGGGCAAGACUAGUUGCUGGGUCAUUUCAGGGAUACGCAGGGCAUGUAGAUGGGAAACCGAGCGAUGCUCGUUUUAAUCACCCAAAAGGUGUCGCUAUGGAUGGCAAGGGAAAUGUGUAUGUUGCCGAUACCUCUAAUUUGGCUAUUCGGAAGAUAGGGGAAGGAGGAGUGACAACUAUUGCUGGAGGGAAAUCAAAUGUGGCUGGAUAUAGAGAUGGACCUAGCGAGGAUGCUAAGUUCUCUACUGAUUUUGAUGUGGUUUAUGUUGGAAAGACCUGUUCUCUAUUGGUUGUCGACAGAGGCAAUGCUGCUCUUCGUCAAAUUUCUCUUCAGCAGGAAGACUGUGAUUACCAGUAUAGCUCCAUUUCACCUUCAGAUAUUGCUAUGGUCAUUGGUGCAGUAUUGGCAGGAUAUGUUUCAUGCUUGCUGCAGCAUGGAUUUGGUGUUAUCUUCCAGAAGAAGCAAGCAUCAAAUCAGAUUGAACAGCAAGAUAGCACCAUUGUGGAGAAACCUGCUUUGAUUGUAGAAAGCUUGAAAGAGGAACAGAUUGCUGGAUGGCCAUCCUUUGGAAGACUUAUUUCUGACCUAUUUAAAUUUGGUAUUGAAGCAAUUGGUACUUUGCUUCUCAACCUCAUUCCACUCAGUGUCAGACGUGGCAGAGCCAAGGCAGGCCGUACUCCCCUUAAAGAUAGUCUUGUAAUGCCUGAGGACAAACCAGAGCCACCCCUGGUGCAGAAGCAAAAGGGCCCUUCACCUAUGUUAGAGACUCUGCAUGCCCCGAAUGUCAUUGGUGAUUCACCACCUAAGCCCCAGAAGAGCAGCAAACCACCAAAAUUCAAGGAUCCCUCUAGCAAGCAUAGGUCCUCAAAGAGGCAAGACUUCGCAGAAUUCUAUGGUUCAGGAGAGUCUCCUCAGCUUAGCUCAAAGAGCCAAAAAGAUCGGGUCCGGCACCGUCACCGUGACAAGACUGGAGAGGUUUUUGGAGCUGUGGGUCCAGAGCCAAAAUCAGUUGAGAUGAAGUCAGCGGACUACGGUGAACCAAAGUUUGAUCAUUACAACAUCAGGAGCAAGUAUGCUUCGGACAAUGCCUACCGCUACUGAAUGAUGUUAUUAUUGGCAUGUCACUGGCAUCCCGCAAUUACUUGUCUUGCUCCAUAUUCUCUUUACUAAUAUACAGUGGGUAUAUCCAGUGUAGUUCAGAAAUGUCAUGGCCAUGGCCAUGCUUUUAUCCUUUUCUGUGUUUUUGUUUUCUCCUCCUCCCAUGAAGAUACUGUUGGUUGAACUGGUUGUUUGGAAGAGGUUCUAUGAAAUGAUGUGUAGCCCUUGUAUGUUGUAGUUUUUGGAUUCCCGUAUUUUCUGGGAACACUGAUAAAUCAAGCAAUUUGCUCA